This is a messenger RNA of Ixodes scapularis (black-legged tick), 3292 nucleotides long. RefSeq lists its product as uncharacterized. The coding region runs from base 362 to 865 and encodes 167 amino acids. The transcript is spliced from 3 exons. The record is from RefSeq and is a predicted model, not a curated record. Lineage: Eukaryota; Metazoa; Arthropoda; Arachnida; Ixodida; Ixodidae.
GCUAGGGGUCACCGUGCUGACCGUGCUAGGGGUUGACACAUAUAAUAUGUUCAAAAUAAAUAAUGGUACCAUAAAACAAUCUCAAUGAAAAACUACUCACCUUGAUCAUUAUAAAGAAGAAGAAAAAUUGUUUCUGUUUCUUAAUCCGAUGUCUGGGCCGAAGGGCCGAGGUGCGACCAUGGGUGCGAGAUGCUGCGAGUUGUGACGCUUAUGAAUUGCCAUCGACACUGUAAAAUCUCGGUAAACUUGCUGACUAUGUCCUUCAUAAAAUUAGUAAGAAGUCCUCGCCAAAUCAUGAAACCUUACCGGUAGUUUAUCAUGCACACCUUCACUAAGACCACGCAUUAACGCAUCGCGGACAAUGAGCACGGAGGCCGGGCAGCCCAUUCCGGGCCGCAGGGCCCUCAUGCCCGGCUGGAUGAAGAGCCACAUGGAUCGGCUGAACACUGUGGCCAACCUGGACGACAUGUGUAGCUCCCCACCCGAGACGGAGUCUGGCUUUCUGCGAGACAUGCCGCUGUCCCGCCUGACAGUCCAGCAGGCACCCCAGGCUCCCACCGCACCUCCUGCCAUCCGGGUGAGUGGUGUCAGGUGCGAGCCUCCCAGGGGUCCGGUGGUGGAGGACUCUCUGCGGCACCACGUUUUGAGCCAGUACCACAGCCUGCAGAGCGGUGGCCGCGACACUGGCUCGGGCAGCGAGUCGGCGCACACGACACCGUCGGCCACGCCACAGAGCUCGCCUUCGCUGGUGCGCCGUGUGGUGGCGGCCGAUAUCAAGGCUGUCGGGGCCCCAGGAGAGAAGAAGAAAGCACGCUAUGCUGUCUCCAACUUUGACCUGAAUGCCGUCAGCCCCACCUCGUGGUAACAAGGGUGGGGUUGCAGCACUCUGCCACCGUGGUUCUUGCUAAAGGCGCCUGUAUGAAUCGGGGGUGCCUUGCUUGCCUGCUGUGCCCCAGAGGAUGUGGCGAAUCUUGGUCCAUCUGGCGGGGGUCGGUUGGUCAUGUACCCCGACCCCUUCUCCCCUCUUGCUCUAGCUUGUCUCUUUGUUUUGCAACUUGUUUUUCACGUUCUAGGCCUCCACUUUUGUUCCUGGUUUAGUUUUAGGCACCUCUAUCUUGUGCAACUUCUGGCCUACGCUGAAACUGCUUAUUGCUGUGCGUCUCCAGUUCAUUUCCCUUUGCUUUAUGUGUCGUCUCUGCGAGCUUGCUCAACUUCGGUAUCUUUGAUUUGACCAAUAAAUUGUCCAGGUACUGCAUUUCCUGGCCAUUCUUGUUUUGUUCGGUUGCGGAGAGGAACUCCCCGCUUGGUAUUGUUUGUUGUGUUGGUUGUUGGGAUUAAAGUGAGUAUAGGCAUUUGUGUUUAGGUGUUUGGAGCAACCAAAUUCAAGAGAACUGUGCUGGUGCUUGAUGUAUCCAAGUCCACAAGACAUACAGUACAUGUGAAAGUUGCAGCCAGAGGAGAAUAUUUUACCCGGAAGUUUCGGGCUCAUUGAGCAUUAUGUGAAGCCUUAGCAAGGUGCAAUAAUUGCAUCUUGAGAACAUCAAUAUUUGGUUUGAGGAACAUUUGGUUUCUAUUUGUUAUUCUUACACUGCUAUUUUGGAAUUGGUAUGGUGUCAUCUAGAACCUUUGGUGCCUUGUAAAGCAUGUGAUCUGUAGUUGUUACCGUUGAGGGUGUGUAUAACUAAGGAAGUGUAUAUACUUCCGCAUAUUGAUAUCAAAACAAGUUUUAUUGGUAGGUGUGGAAAGGCAUAGUGGCUCAUGGUUGCUUGUGCACCUCUCUGUUGGCUCCUCUGGUGAAACAAAUGUUAAUCUAAGUUGUAACAUAGUGCUCGAGCUCUUGAUAGGUGAAUCCCAUGUAAGUUUUUUAGGUAUUGUUAGAAAAUUACUUCACUAUUUAUUGGAAUCAUUGAAUUUUGUAAGCUAAGUUAGAAAGCCAAAUUGUCAGGGAAUGGAUAGUGGUGGUGGUGAAAUGUGAUGAUUCUCCAUGCUUGUACUGAAGAGCAGGGGACUGUGGUGAUAGUUUUCAAUGAAGAUGAAAUUUCUAAAAAGUGGCUGUAGCUUAAAGUUCAUAUUUUACAUAGGAAGUAAAACAUACCAAUUGAAAAAAAGCCUUUAGAUGCUUGUUAGUUUUUUAAUUGAGCAGAGUUGAUGUUACUAAUGAAUCUCAAUAGAUUGUGGCAGUUACUAUGUAGUGAAACUGGUAGCUGAAGUAAAAAGAAAAACCUAUUUUAUAUUUUUGAGCUAGCCUUACAAAAAUUAAUACUUGUAAUAUCUUCUAUCCUUCACACCCAUGUCCUUUGCAUACACAUUUUGUCAUUUUUUGUUGGGAAUGUUGCUAGAUAGGGUUUAGCCACCCUACCCCUCAGGCAGGAAAGCAAACUUGCAAGUGGUGUAAAGAAAAUAUACAAAGAUUGGUAAGGUAAGCACAUAUGUUUUGACAGGUAAAAUCAACUGCUCUAAGGAAAAACAAAUUUGGGUCAUACUUAAUUUGAUGCAUAAAACUGGUGACCUAGAACAUUUCAAUAGGUACAGUGGCGAUCUAUGAGGGUGAAUAUGCAAUCGUCCACUGUUCUACUGGCAGCCGCUGUUAAGGUGCAUGUGCUUUGCAAACCAAGUGUGGCAAGACGCGAUGAGGUAGCAAGCCAGUAGAGCAGUCAUGAAGGUGCUGCUUUAUGACUGCAAAUAUGGAGUGGUUGCUGAUUGGGUAAUUAUUUCAUGAUUGUGACUGUACCAUGCUAAUGUGUUAAUGAUCACUGUCAGUGAAGCAUUUCUGAUACUGCCUGGGCAAUAGAACUGUUUGCUGCAGCCACUUGUUGAAAAAAUGAAAUUGCAAUGGAGAAAAUAGCGGAGCAGGAUGUUGGGUGCAGUGUACAUGAUGCUUGCCAUCUACAAGUUCAAACGCUAUAUUUUACUGUGCAGGCCUUGUACAUGCUUUAGAAUUGAGUGGAAGUGGUUAUUGUUACAUUUUUAACAUUCAUUCCCAUCUUUCAUUUAUAAUCUUCUGUGGAUACUUGGGGAGUCUGUUUUAACAUUUAAAAAGUUUGUUAAAUUUUCAUGUUGCACCAAAAAGCUCAGAAGACUUUUGUAUCCUAUGUAGAUAUCAUUGUACUAGCAGUAUUAGUUUAAACCUCACAUGCUUUUGUAAGUGUGAAGUAAUUUGAGUAAUACUACUAGAUUUCGUUGUUACCAAAAUGCUACAAUUAUUGCUGGAAGCGAAUCGUCUUGCCUUUUUUUUUUAGUAAGACUCUGGUUAACGUUCGUAUUAAAGUUGCUUUGGGCACUUUCCAGUCAA